GUGAUGAACUGCCGGUGUCUAUCUCGCUCUCAAAUCUCUUAAUCAGAUAUUCAAAUACAUUGUCCAUCACCAAUAUUUGUUUACAUGUGUCCCAAUAUUAGAACAUACAAUUUAAAUAACAUAAUCAAUGCUGUCAUUAUUUUUACAUGUGGAUAAACGUGACCAGUGCAGGGCCUUCAACGGAAUAAAGUACGAUGGCAAACGGAGAACCUGGGAACCGAUGGAGGACGCGGACAAUCCCUGCGCCCUUACCUGCCGCAUUGAAGGAACGGAUCACGUUGUCAAGCUGAGUCCUAAACUUAGGGAUGGGACGCGCUGUAAAAUGGGAGCACUACAUGUUUGUGUGGACGGGAAAUGCGAAGCUGUUGGAUGCGACUUGAAAAUUGGAUCUCCGAAAAAAAUUGACGCUUGUGGGGUUUGUGGUGGCGAUUCAAAGUCCUGCACGAGUCCUGUGUAUCGCUGGGAUUUGGAGAGUGGUCCGUGCACUGCACGAUGCGGUGGAGGUCACCAAUCGGUGAAUGUGGUUUGCAAAAAUUCCAUCACUUUAGAAAAAGUGGACUCUUAUUUCUGCAACUCCGCCACAAAGCCGAGGUUGGACAUGCAAAGCUGCAACAUCCAGCCUUGUGAGCCACAGUGGGAGACUGGCGAGUGGAGCGUGUGUUCAACGACUUGUGGCGGAGGGUUGAAAAUCAGGAAGGUCUUUUGUGCUCAAGAGAAAAACGGAACAAAAAUUCAGGUUGCAGAAAAGCUGUGUCACCACAUCCGACGCUCCAACAAUCAGGAACCAUGCAACCCUCAUCCCUGUCCAAAUUGGCAUGCUGGACCGUGGUCCUCUUGUUCGGUCACCUGUGGGAAUGGCUACAUGACUCGCAACGUGGUGUGCAGAGAUUCCGCCAACCUGCCCAGCUCCAACUGCGAUGCUCGUCUCAAACCUGGCGUCUCAAAGUCGUGUGCGGAGGAGGAGUGCUCUCUUCCGGCCACCCCCACCGCCCAAGUCAUCCACCGAAGCCCCACCAAGAAGCGACGGGGCAAAACCACACCCGCAUCGUCCUAUGCCGCCAGGAUUCUUACAACCACGUCCACCACAACCACGGAGGAAAUUCCAGCUGAAUACCAAGCUCCAGAUAUUGACAACGACAUUUAUGUGGAAGAAGGAAUACCCCGGGAGCACACGCUGCCCUUGAUCCAACCCUACCCUCCCAUGGACAAUGCCAUGCUGUUCGACAAUAAUGCAUUGCCAUCCGAACCCACCAACGUUCGGGUGUACUUUUCAUGUGGUUGGUUGUUUCAAAGUUUUGUGGCCGGAGAAUGGAGUCCUUGCAGCUCAACUUGUGGCGAAGGAAGUCGAACACGAGAAGUGAAAUGUAAGAUUUUUCUCGAGUUCUCGAGAACCAUUGCCAAUCUUCCUGACAAAGAGUGUCCUGGGCCUAAGCCAUCAGAAAGCGAACCUUGUUUUUCGUCACCCUGUCAUUUGGGUGAUAUGGGCAUCGAGCGAUUAUCUGAUGUUCACCAAGCAGCUUUGGCCGAUUCGGAAGCAAGUGGUGGAAAUAUAAGGAAAACGCUAUCGGUGGGACUUCCACCAGGAAUGGCGAUGCAGGACAUGACUUUCUCCUGGAAAGUGCUUGGCUACACCCCCUGUUCUACGAGCUGUCUGGGAGGCAUUCAAGAGGCAAUGAUCCAAUGCGUGAGGGACUAUGACCAAAGAAUCGCCACCCCCGUUCUUUGUAUGGACAAACCACAACCAGAUAUUGCUACCACAAGAACAUGCAAUGAUCAUCCCUGUCCGCCACGAUGGAACGUGACGGAAUUCGGACCGUGUUCAAAACCAUGUGGGGGCGGGGUUAUGACAAGAGAGGUAAGCUGUAUUCACGAGGUCACGAGAGGAAAUACGGUAAUCGUCCCAAACAACAUUUGUCCCUCGGCCAUUCCAAGAACAGAGCGUCUCUGCAACACUGUGAAUUGUCCCCCGUAUUGGGAGCCUGGGGAGUGGGGAAAGUGCUCGAAACCUUGUGGCGGCGGACUCAGAACGCGAAUCAUCCACUGCAAGCAAAUAAGUGCUUUGGGUCAAAUAGUGGAGCUGUCGAAUGGGGAUCUUCACUGCAAUUCUCCAAAACCGGGGGAGACCAAGUCGUGCAACAAAAAAUCCUGCUCUAAGAUGUCAAGGCCUGCGUCAACCGGCCACGGAGGAGGCCCGGCUGAGGAACCAGAGUACAAGGAGAAAGUGACGCUGGGGGUCAAAGGUCGGGGAACAGUAUACGCCGGAGUGGUCCUGCGUCUUCGAUGUCCAUCUGGUAAGGGGAUGGACAAAGGAUCUCUCAUCUGGAUGAAGGGGCACGAGUACCUCAAAGUGCAGCCAGACCGGAUGGAACUCAUUCACAAGACGGGGGUGCUUAAAAUAACAAAUACGACGUACAGUGAUAGUGGUAUCUACACAUGUGUUUACAAUGGAAGACCGGUAUCAAAUAUUACCCUGAUGAUAAAACCUUACUCAGGUACCAGAUUAUCUAUACUUCUACAUAUUCCACUAAAUAUCCUAUUAUUAUUGUAAAAUACCAUUA
Molecule: messenger RNA, 2558 nt
Organism: Folsomia candida
Lineage: Eukaryota; Metazoa; Arthropoda; Collembola; Entomobryomorpha; Isotomidae
Product: ADAMTS-like protein 1
Exons: 20
Coding region: 128-2548 (806 amino acids)
Biological process (GO): extracellular matrix organization
Cellular component (GO): extracellular matrix
Molecular function (GO): metalloendopeptidase activity
Source: RefSeq, a predicted model, not a curated record